AUAAAUGUGCUUUCUUACAGCUGGCCAUGUUCUCUUACUCAUCCUACGUGCUCACAGCAGUAGCCUCUUUGCUAGUGACUUGCCACGCACUAUGUAUCUGUCCAGAAACUUCUGGGCUACCUGGUAUCCCUGGACUUCUUCAAAGAGAUGAUCUGAAAGGACAGAAACAUCUAUCGGGUCUCCCUGUUUCUCAGAACAAGGAACCCAGCAAUGUUCUAUCAAAUUUGAAACUCCAACUUUCCAGACUUCAGAGAGUGCUUGCUUUGACUGGGAAAAUAAGAGAAGUGGGGUCGAAAAUAUUUGCCAGCAAUGGGAAAGCAGUUGAUUUUGCAUCUGCACUACAAUCCUGUGAAAAGGCUGGAGGAACUCUUGCAACUCCUGCAAAUGAGGAGGAGAAUAAAGCUAUUGCGGGUUUUGUGAGACAGUAUAAGCAAUAUGCUUACUUAGGCUUUAAACAGUGUGAGUCUUCAGGCCAGUUUAAACAUUUAAAUGGAAAGCCUCUGAAUUAUACCAAGUGGUAUCGGUAUGAGCCUAAUGGCAAAGGGAAAGAAAAAUGUGUAGAGAUGUACACUGAUGGGAGCUGGAAUGACAAAAGAUGUAACCUAUCUCGCCUCAUCAUCUGUGAGUUUUAAUGAAUGGCCUUUCGCCCACCUUGGAGCGUGGAGACAAUGAAAUAUCCUGUGUCUUAGGUUUAUGCAAUUUCUGCAAUUAUUUUAUGUCAGAAAAUCUAAAAUUAAUCAUGUUAUGGUAUGAUUAUCAUUAAGAAAAUGCCAGAUGUGGUAGGUGAUUAACUUAAUUAAAGUGUACCUAAUCUGA
Messenger RNA from Colius striatus (speckled mousebird), 816 nucleotides. RefSeq names its product pulmonary surfactant-associated protein A. The coding region runs from base 27 to 632 and encodes 201 amino acids. The record is from RefSeq and is a predicted model, not a curated record. The transcript has 3 exons. Lineage: Eukaryota; Metazoa; Chordata; Aves; Coliiformes; Coliidae.